AUGAAUAAUUCUGAUGAUUUAUUGGAAGUUAUUGAUAUAACAGAUGAUAUAAAAGAUGUUCAUGAACAAAAUGAUAUUAUUUUAUCUGAAUCUGAACAACUUAUUUAUGAUCGUCAAAUACGUCUUUGGGGUAUAAAAGCACAAAAAAUAAUAAUGAAUUCUCGUAUUUUAUUUAUAGGAAAAAAUGGUAUACUUGAAGAAUCUAUGAAAAAUUUACUCUUAUCAGGAAUGAAUAUAACAUUUGUAAAUAAUCAUAUAAUAACAGAACAAGAUAUAAAAUUAAGUUUUUUUUUAAAAAAUGAUGAUAUAGGAUUAUCUCAUUCAAUAAAUUUAUGUAAAAGAAUGUCAAGUAUAACAUUUAAUGAAAAGAGAAUAAAUGGAAUAAAUUUGCAACCAUUAAUUGAAGAAAAUGGACAAUAUAAAUUUAUAGAUCCAAAAUUUCUACAUACAUUUCAUGUUCUAUGCAUCUCUACUACUGAUUAUCCAUUACAUAAACUUGUGAGAUUGAAUGAAGAAUGUAGAGAAAUGGGUAUAGCAUUUUUUGCUACACUUUCAUGUGGUAUUUAUGGUUAUUUUUUCACUGAUUUAAAUAAACAUAAAGUUUUGGAAAUGAUGAAUAAAAAAGAACAAAUAAUAAUAGAAUAUCGCAAUUUAUCAUCUGUACUUACAAAUCCACAAUUUCCUAAAAAUUGUGAACCAAAUUUAAGAUGUUUAAUUUCAUUAAUUACAUUAAUACAACAAAAUUUAACUUUCAAUAAACAACAAAAUAUGAAUAAUCAACAAGAAAAUCUCACUACUGAACUCAAUAAUGAACAAGAAAAUUUGAAUAAACGAGGAAAUAUAAAUUUUACUAAUGAACAAUUAGAAUUAAUUUCUAAACAAUAUAAUUCUAAUAUUAAUACUAUUAAAGAAAUGAUAAAAAUGUAUGGAAUAGAAUUUCCUAUAACAUCAAGUAUAUUAGGAGGUUAUUUAGGUAAUAAAAUAAUAAUUUUAAUUUUUUUAUUAGCAUUGGAAAUAAGAAAAUUUGUUACAAAACAACAUGAAACUAUUCCUAAUUUUUGUCUAUUUGAUAUGUUAAACUCUUCUAUAAUGUUGUCUAUAAAAUAUUUAUAUAUUCUUUUAUUAAUUUUAUUUAAUGUUUCUUCUACAAAUAUAUUUAAUCGUAAUGUACAAUAUUUACAUAUACCUUUGAAAUCACAAUUUUUCAACAAAAAAUCAAAUUUGGAAUUACAAAAAAUAUUAUUUAUAAAUAUAAGAAAUAAAUUAAUAAAUAAUAAAUUAUAUAAUUUUGAUAAAGAUUUUGAAAUAAAAUUAGAAGAAUUAUAUAAUGGUUUAAAAGAGAAGAAAUGGUCAUUUUCAGAUUUACAGAAACAAUUAAUAGAUGAAGGUAUAACACUUGAUGGUUGUAAUAAACCAGAUGAUGUAAUACGUAGAGUAGCAAAAUUAUCAUUACUUGGUAAAGAAAAAUUAGAACGUCAAUUAGAAGAUAAUAAUCCCGAAUUUCAAUUAGAAUUUAAUAAUAUAUUAUCAAAAAUUAAAUCAGAAUAUAAUUCCAUUCCUAAAAAAAAGAAUUUUAUUAAUUCUCUAAUCAAAUUAUUACAACAAUAUAAUAUUAAUAUACCUAAAAAUUAUAUUGAUGAUGAUAUUAUUAAUUUAAUUUCAAGAAUACAAUCCAAAUAUAAAUUACAAUAUAAACUUCCCAAAUGUAAUAAUUUUGGUAUAAAAACUAUUGAAGGAUAUAAAUCUGAAGUUAAUUCUAUAUUUAAUAUUUAUAAUAAAAUUAAACAUGAUGAUUAUUUAAAGAAUAAUUUAUUGGAUGAUAUAAAGAAUGAAUUAAUAAUGUUAAAUGUUGAUUUUGAAGAUUGUAAAACUGAUGAAGAUUUAAUUAAUCGUUUAUCAUAUUCAAGAAUAUUUCCCAAACAAACUAAUCAAUCUAAUGAUCAAUCUAAUAAUCAAUCCAAUGCUCAUUCUAAUGGUAAUAAGAAUAAUUUGAGUAAUAAAUUUGUAAGAAGAAAAUUUGGAAGAAAUUUAAGAAAUCCAUUAGAUACAAUUUUUCAAUUUCAUACACAAGAUUUUAAUAAUUUAUCAAAUUAUUUUCAAAAUUUAUUCAAUCAAGAUAAUGAAUUUUCUAAUAUAAAUGGAUUCAAUCAAGAAAAUGAAUUAGAAAAUGAAAAUUCUGAUUUGGAUAUGGAAAAUUUAGGAAAUACAUUAUUUAAUAAUAUAGAAGAAGAUAUGUUAGAUGGUAUGAAUUUUAAUGGAUUUUCAAUAUUUAAAGAUCUUAUAUCAAUGUUUGGUAAUCCAAAUUUUUCAAAUUUUAAUUCAAAUUCAAAAUUACAAUUUAACAAAUCAAAUUUGAAGUCUGAUAACUCUAAAAUACAAUUUGAUGAUUCUAAAUUUGUUGAUAAUAAAUUUGUUGAUUCUAAAUUUGAUUCGGAAAUGAAAUUUAAAGAUGAAGAAAUUAAUUAUAUAGAAACGGAUCCUUCACUUAUAUUAUUACAACAAAAAACUAAAGAAACUGGUGAUUUCAAAUUACAAAAUAUACUCAAUAAAGCUAUACAAGAUCCAAAUUUGAGAGAUGUAUUAAAAAUAGCAAUAACAAAAGGAUAUGAAGAAGCUAAAAAUAAUUGUAAUGGAAAUGUUAAAGCUUUAUAUAUUCUAGAAAAAUUAAAUGACAAACAUCUUUGGUCAUAA
Molecule: messenger RNA, 2691 nt
Organism: Theileria annulata
Lineage: Eukaryota; Apicomplexa; Aconoidasida; Piroplasmida; Theileriidae
Exons: 14
Coding region: 1-2691 (896 amino acids)
Molecular function (GO): ubiquitin-like modifier activating enzyme activity
Source: RefSeq, a predicted model, not a curated record